AUGGAAAAACAAUUAAAAACCAAAACACAUGUUUAUUCUACAGUAUAUCGUGGUGAAGAAAAAUGUCUAGAAGAAGCUAUCUUAUUACCAAUUAAUAAUGCGAUAAUGUAUCCAAAUAAUAAAAUAUUAUAUGAAAAAUCAGAUAAUAAUAUAGAUUUUAUAGAUAUUUCGAAUAUAGAUAAACAAAUAUUUUUCGAUAAAGGAUCUAAUCAAGAUACGGUUUAUGAUAAUGUUAUAAAAAAAUAUAAUUUAGCUAAAAAUCAUUUAAAUGAAUGA
This is a messenger RNA of Didymodactylos carnosus, 276 nucleotides long. The record is from the annotation of a GenBank genome assembly. Lineage: Eukaryota; Metazoa; Rotifera; Eurotatoria; Philodinida; Philodinidae.